Daucus carota subsp. sativus is the source of this 2181-nucleotide messenger RNA. RefSeq names its product SNF1-related protein kinase catalytic subunit alpha KIN10. The coding region runs from base 237 to 1718 and encodes 493 amino acids. Gene Ontology annotation, cellular component: cytoplasm. The record is from RefSeq and is a predicted model, not a curated record. Gene Ontology annotation, biological process: intracellular signal transduction; protein phosphorylation. NCBI's taxonomy places the organism in Eukaryota, Viridiplantae, Streptophyta, Magnoliopsida, Apiales, Apiaceae. The transcript is spliced from 11 exons. Gene Ontology annotation, molecular function: ATP binding; protein serine/threonine kinase activity.
ACAGAUACAUAUACAAUAGUUGUCUCUACACAUAUUUUAUUCACAUAAAUAGUUUUAUUACCAUUCUUAUGAGUUACUGUAUGUCUCUUGUAUCCUCCGGCCCAGCGUUAUUUUUUAGUCUAGAUUAGUAAAUUGCCUUGGACAUCAUCGGUGAUAUGAACAUAUAUCACUUUUUCUGAAUCAUAUUCAACAUCCUCUCAGUUACUCAAGACUUAAUCUGGUACUUUAGCGUCAGAAUGGAUGGAAGUAUUGCUAAGAGAACAAAAUCAUCACGUGUAGUUCUUCCAAAUUACAAGAUAGGAAAGACCCUUGGCAUUGGUGCAUUUGGUAAAGUGAAGCUGGCACAUCAUAUUCUUACAGGCAUAAAAGUAGCAGUAAAAAUUCUUGAGCGCCAGUCUAUUGACGAAAAAGCUGCAGAAAAAGUGAGACGAGAAAUUAAUAUAUUGAGGCUACUCUCGCAUCCACAUGUUGUGCGUCUUUUUGAGGUCAUAGAGACUCCAACAACCAUAUAUAUGGUCAUGGAGUAUAUGGAUUCAGGUGAACUAUUUGAUCAUAUAACCGAGAAUGGUAGACUCAAUGAGGCUGAGGCUCGCUAUUUUUUCCAACAGAUUAUUUCAGGUGUAGAAUCUUGCCAUCUUCAUAUGGUGGUCCACCGAGAUCUGAAGCCAGAAAACUUACUCUUAGAUAAAAAACGAAAUGUCAAAAUUGCAGAUUUUGGACUUGGAAAUGUCAUGCGUGAUGGCCAUUUUCUCAAAACAAGCUGCGGAAGCCCAAAUUAUGCAUCUCCAGAGGUCAUUACUGAGCAACUUUAUGCUGGCCCAGAGGUUGAUGUCUGGAGUUGUGGGAUUAUCUUAUUUGCUCUAUUGUGCGCCAGACUUCCUUUUGAUGAUGAUAAUCUUCCAGGACUAUAUGCGAAAAUAAAGAGUGGAAUAUACACGUUUCCUACUCAUCUGUCCGUUGGUGCACGUGACUUGAUUGCUCGCAUCCUUAUAACUGAUCCAACAAUCCGUAUAUCAAUUCCUGAAAUACAUAAGCAUCCUUGGUUUCAACAGCAACUUCCACUACACAUUGCUGUCCGGCCCAAAAUAGUAACUUGUGAUCCGAAAGAGAUUAAUGAGGAUAUAUUCAAAGAGAUGGUUAAGUCGGGAUUUGACAGCUUUGAACUGAUUAACUCUCUCCAAAACGGUGUGCAAAACAAGGGAACUGUGACAUAUUAUCUGCUGUUGCACAAUCGAUUUGGAGCUCAGGGCAGUCACCAAAACAAUGAACUGUCUCGAGGCCUGGCAGAGGAGUGUACAGAUCGCCCAGAAGUAUACUUGAGAUCACCUCCUCAGUUAAAAACACAGUGGGCCCUUGGAUUUAGGUCAACAGCUUCUCCUCAUGAGACCAUGAUAGAUGUUCUAAAGGUUUUUGAGAGCUUAAAUGUGCGGUGGAAGAAAAUAGGAAACUAUAAUAUGAGGUGUCUCUUGCUCUCUCAUCUUUCUAAACAAGCAACCCUAAUGGAUGGUCCUCCUAUAAAAGAUAUAUAUGGCAAUGAGUUAAUUAUUACAAGCUUGAGAAGCAAAGCUCUCAAGUCCCAUGAUGCCGUCAAAUUUGAAAUUCAGCUUUACAAAGCCACUCCAGAAUUAUAUGUUCUGGAUUUGCAGAGGAUUUAUGGGCCACCCUUUCUCUUCCUCGAACUUUGUGCAUCAUUUUUCAGUUUGGUUGUCGCGUGUUGACGACCUUAAAUAGUGGUACAUGAAACUACUACAUGUUGGAGGUUCUCCAUCGAUAUUUUUGUUGUGAAAUUUCUGCUAGGUACCAGGCAAGGAAUGUUCCAAAUGCAUUUGGUCAUUUAUAUGUAGGUGUUUGUUGCCGGUUGCAAGUUGCAGUUGGUCUAUCUUAGUGAUAAUUAAUCACUUGUGUACUAUUUUUAAAUUCAAAGCAUCUUGGAGAGCAGCAAGCCGCUAUAUCACAGUGGAAGAUCAAAUGUACAUUAUGAUAGUUGAAACCUUCUGGCCAAGAUGAAUUGCAUCUUUGACCCUGUAUAUACAAAUACAAUAGCUUCUACUAGUACAUUACAGCCUUACAGGUAAAAUCUUAUUACACUAGUGUGCAGUAACGUAACUAAAGUACUUGUGUUAUUAUAGAUUAGAAAUGGUAAAAAUAUACAUAUGAAAGAAAAAGUUUGUUAAUAUAUAA